UGCAAGUYCCAAYCUUAGGAUGUUUUGCUCACAGCCUUCAGCUUGUGGUCCAUGAAGGUGUGUUGUCACAGCGAGCUGUAAGUGAUGCUCUAACCUACGGGAGAAAAAUAGUGGGCCACUUUAAACAUUCCCCCAAGGCUUAUUCAAACCUUGAAGACAUACAAAUAGAACUGAACAUCCCACCAAAACGUCUCCAGCAGGAUGUCCAGACAAGAUGGAGCAGCACCAAGUACAUGAUUGACAGCCUCAUUCAUCAGAAACGGUCCCUGCAUGCCUACUCAUCUGAAGAAAACAACACCCUGCCAGCCAUUUUAACAGCAAACCAGUGGGGGCUGUUAGAGAAGACCUCAAAAGUUCUGACCCCAUUUGAAGAGCUAACGACUAAUGUCAGCGCUGCCUCUUCUACUGCAGCUGAUGUCAUCCCCUCUAUCCAUGUCCUGAUCCGGUUUCUCAGUAAACAGAGUGAAGAUGAUCAGGGGAUCCAAACGAUGAAAACCACUCUUCUGGAUGCAGUCUGCAGACGUUUCAAGCACGUAGAAUCUGAGCCCCUCUACACUGUGGCAACGCUGCUGGAUCCACGUUAUAAAGACAAGUACUUCACCAAUGCAGAAAACUUGGGAAAUGCAAAGGCAGCAUUAAAGGCAGCUGUGUUGAAAACAGAAGGACAGCUGAAGACCACCACACCUCCAGCUGAUGAAACUGUGUCAGAGCCAKRGAAGGAGACUCCACGGACGGAGAUACUGGAGGAGAGCAGCACAGCAGCAGGUCCUUCUGAGCAGAUCACCCCAGGGGCAAUCAUUGAAAUGGAGAGCUACCUCUGUGAGACUCCUAUUGAACGUAAGAACAAUCCUUUACAUUACUGGAGAGUCAACCAAGCACGAUUUCCCACCCUGGCAGCAACAGCAGCCAAGUUCCUCUGUGCUCCUUGCACAAGUGUCGAGAACGAGAGGCUCUUUAGCUCAGCAUCUGUUAUCAUUGAGGAGCACAGGAGCAAGCUGACWGCUCAGCAUGCUGAAAUGCUCAUCUUCC
Messenger RNA from Austrofundulus limnaeus, 1029 nucleotides. RefSeq names its product zinc finger BED domain-containing protein 4. Lineage: Eukaryota; Metazoa; Chordata; Actinopteri; Cyprinodontiformes; Rivulidae. Gene Ontology annotation, molecular function: protein dimerization activity. The record is from RefSeq and is a predicted model, not a curated record.